CUUCCAUUUUCAUUACAACACUUUCCUUCACUAAUUCUCCAUAUUGAAAUCAUGCGCGGUCAUUCCAUUCUGAUUGCCUCAUGGGCUCUUGCUGUAUCAAUAAUACUCAACGGAAGACAACUUUGCUCAGGUUGCUUUUUAGAAGAAAAACAUGCUCUCUUGGACUUCAAAGCUUCCUUAAAUGUGACUACAAAUGCUCAUCUUAUCCUUUCUUCGUGGACUGGAAAAGAAGGUGAUGGAGCAAAUGAUGAUUGCUGCACCUGGGAACGGGUCAAGUGCAGCAAUAUUACUGGGAGAAUUGUUGAACUCCACCUUAGUGAUUUGCGAAAGAAUAUGUCUGAGAAUUGGCAUGCAAAUAUUAGCACUUUCAUACCUCUGAAGGACCUGCGAGCUCUAGACCUGAGUGGUAAUUACUUCAAUAGUGAAGUGACAGGCUGCAGGAAUUGGGCUAAGUUGCAAAAUCUCGAAUCUUUGUACCUCGAUGAUAACAACUUCAACAACAGUAUAAUUCCAUGUAUAACUGCAAUUACUGAACUUAAAAGGCUGUCUCUCAGUGAUUUGGGUUUAGAGGGAUCGUUUCCCAUAGAAGAAUUCAAGCGUCUGGAAAAAUUGGAGUUUCUUGACUUAAGCAGUAAUCGAUUUUCUGGUUCCACGUCCUUUACAGAUGUGUACUUCUUCAGGUGCGGCGCUUUUUUGCUGCUGUUUUAGCAAUUUCUGGGGAGUCCUCAAUGUCAGUGACAGUAAUGCCUUCUUCUGGUGGUGUAUUUGCUGAUUGUGAAGGGUUGGCUUUCAUUGUGAGAUCAAGUGUCGGUGGCUGGUCAUUGAGUACAUCUUCUACCUUUUCGGCUGUGUUGCAGUGAUUGGGUUUCCAUGUAGCCGAUGUCUGUGCGUAAUUGAUGGUGUAUUUCAUGAUAGCAUCCUUCUCUUCUGGGGUAAAGUUUUUCACGUGAACAAUGACAGCAGUGUAUUUGUCAGGAGCUGUUGAGUAGUAGAUGUUAUGUGGCCUCUUCACCAGGCAGAUGAUCCUGUUGUUUUGGAUAGCUUCUUGUAUCCUCUCAUGAUUGACAUUGCGCUAUGCACAAGUUUAGGGCAGAUUAGCAAAAGCUGAAAGCAUGCCAUUUUUAUUAAAUAUAUGAGGCGUGACUUUUUUUUAUGUUGUAAUAGAAUUGUACCUGAGCUUCCUGUCGUUGAAGUUCUGCUAGACUGAAGGGUAAUAGUUGUUCACCAUCCAGACCAUUGAUAUCCAAUGUUAUUGUUGAAGUGUGAUCACUAAGUUCCACUGUCAUUCUGCACCUGUGACGUUUUGUCCAAUGGUAUUAUAUAAAGCAGUAGAUUUGAUUGAAGAA
Messenger RNA from Coffea arabica (coffee), 1346 nucleotides. Its product is annotated as putative receptor-like protein 8. Lineage: Eukaryota; Viridiplantae; Streptophyta; Magnoliopsida; Gentianales; Rubiaceae. The record is from RefSeq and is a predicted model, not a curated record. Gene Ontology annotation, molecular function: protein binding.